Entamoeba dispar SAW760 is the source of this 636-nucleotide messenger RNA. RefSeq lists its product as uncharacterized. The record is from RefSeq and is a predicted model, not a curated record. The transcript has a single exon. The coding region runs from base 1 to 636 and encodes 211 amino acids. NCBI's taxonomy places the organism in Eukaryota, Evosea, Mastigamoebida, Endamoebidae.
AUGGGAAUCGACGCUAAAACUUCAAAAAUUUUAUCUCAAACAUAUUUUAUUGUAUCUGGUUGUUUUAUACUCUUUGGUCUUGGAUUGUUUGGAAACACAUUUGUCCAUAUUGGUAUUAGUUGGUUGCUUUCUUUAGUUGGAACUAUCACAGGGCUUUUUAUGUUUUGCACUGAAUCUCCAAAGUUAAAAGCAUAUUUCAUUUCUAUUGGUGCUCUUGGACUCGGAUUUGGUGCUGGUGCAUAUUGUACUUAUCGUGGACUUGACAAUAGUGAAAUCACUUUUUGUGCUCUUGCUACUGCUCUUACUUUUGUGUCUGCUACAUUAGCUUCUCUUGUCACAAGAGAAUUAACAUUGUUAUAUAUUUCUGUAGCCACCCUCUUUUUAUUUGCAUAUAUUCCUUUAUCUAUCUAUUACAUAUUUUCUUGGGGAUUUACUUCUCUUUAUCUUCUUCUUUCACUUGGGUUAGUCAUAUCAGUCAUUUGUCUAAUGAUAGAUACUCAUAAAAUUAUUUUGUCAAUUGAAGGAGGAGUUAUUGAUCCAUUCAUUCUUUCUUGGAUUCUCUUUGAAGACGUUUAUGACUUAUUCAUGAACAUCGCUAAAGUCAUGAUCGUUAACAAGAAAAAGGAUGAUGAUUAA